Molecule: messenger RNA, 775 nt
Organism: Benincasa hispida (wax gourd)
Lineage: Eukaryota; Viridiplantae; Streptophyta; Magnoliopsida; Cucurbitales; Cucurbitaceae
Source: RefSeq, a predicted model, not a curated record
AACAUCCCUUGUAGUCUCUACUAUGCAUACUCUCUCACAAAUUUCUAACUCUUUUCUCUUUUCUCUCCAUUUUUCUCAUGAGAAAGUUUCGAGGCAUUAAGCUUCGAAAGCGUCUUAUUCUAUUCUCGAGGUGGCUCGGCCGAAAUAUCCGAUCGACGUCAUCCUUAUCGUCGGUUAGAUAUUACAGGCUGAGCCAGGAUAACUCGUCGAAACAAUCCAAGUUGUCGUCGAAGAUCCUCAGUUGGGGUCGCCAGCUGAGUUUCCUUCGACAAGCUGGGUCGGGCGAGGAGAAGCCUGACCCAGUGCCGAAAGGCCAGUUGGCGGUCUACGUCGGAGAAAGCGGAGGAGAAUUCAGCCGGGUUUUGGUGCCGGUGGUGUACUUCAAACACAAGCUUUUCAUUGAGCUGUUGAGGGAGGCGGAGGAGGAAUAUGGGUUUAGACAUGAGAAGGGGAUUACUCUGCCCUGUGGGUAUUCAGAGUUUGAGAGGAUUCGGACUAAAAUUCAAAAUUGUCGACGGAGUUGGCGGCGGUGGAGGAGCUCCGGCAGCUGCUGCUCGCCGGAGAGGGAUGAUGUUCAUGUGUGGGGGCUCUUGGAAUUCGAUUGAAAAGAUCAAGGGAUGAGUGGUUUUUGACUUUUCUUCUACGGUGGCUGGUUUUGGACUUUUUUUUUGUUUCGAUGUGAUGUAAAUUAGUUUAUUAGUGUAUACUGAAAAAAAAUAAUAUUAAUAUUUUGAAAAAUUAAUACAUGCGGAGUGCGACUUCUCAUUGACUUAUU